Molecule: messenger RNA, 3631 nt
Organism: Centruroides sculpturatus (bark scorpion)
Lineage: Eukaryota; Metazoa; Arthropoda; Arachnida; Scorpiones; Buthidae
Product: ryanodine receptor-like
Exons: 26
Coding region: 1-3108 (1035 amino acids)
Biological process (GO): intracellular calcium ion homeostasis; calcium ion transport; transmembrane transport
Cellular component (GO): sarcolemma; Z disc; sarcoplasmic reticulum membrane
Molecular function (GO): ryanodine-sensitive calcium-release channel activity
Source: RefSeq, a predicted model, not a curated record
AUGCAUAUUGGACUAUUGAUGUAUUCUGACAAAGCAUUAGUUAUUGCCACUGAAGAGGAUCAUAAACUCAAAAUGUUGACUAGAUUUUUAGAAACAGCAAGCAGUGUUUUGAAUUAUUUUGAACCAUUUUUAGGAAGAAUUGAAAUUCUAGGUGGCCAAAAUAGAAUAGAGAGAGUUUAUUUUGAAAUAAAAGAAUCAACAAUAAAUCAAUGGGAAAAACCUCAAAUCAAGGUAACAAUGUUUAAAUUUUUCAGAUCAGCUUUUGAACCUGUGAAGCGAGGUCUUCGUUAUGUUUUUAAUUUAAUUGUUUCAUUCUUGUGCUUAUUCACACCAUCAAAUCUUAAAAAACAAUAUGCAAUCAUGUGUCAGAAAACAUAUCUUGAAUUGAUAAAAGGUUUCUUCUUGAUUAUUUUUAACACAUUUUUCUACACUGGAUGGUAUAUAUAUUUCUCAGUUAGAGCAGUAACAAAAUUCAUUAUGUUGCUAAUGGGAGGUCAACCUUUAUAUCCUGUUCCUGAAGAAGAAGAAACAAUGAAAGUAGACUUAUUUUUCAAACCAGGUGUAAUGGUUCCUAUGGGUACACCUCUUGCAAUAGAGACUAUGCCAAUGGGUGAAUUAGCACUAUUAGGAGAACCAUCAGAAACAGUUGCUCCAAUGCAAGCAUUUGGUGUUGAUAUUACUAAAGAAGAAGAAGAUGGUGAAAUUAGGUAUCACAUGGCACCCACUCAAACACAACCUGAAAUUACACCUCAGUCAAGUUUGGAACUUUCAGAACAAGAACAGACAAGUGAAGAAGAAAGCAAAGCAUCACCCACAUCAGAAGCUAGUCCUGACAAAGCGAUAACAGAUGGUGCUACACCUGAAACAAUGUUUAAAUUUUUCAGAUCAGCUUUUGAACCUGUGAAGCGAGGUCUUCGUUAUGUUUUUAAUUUAAUUGUUUCAUUCUUGUGCUUAUUCACACCAUCAAAUCUUAAAAAACAAUAUGCAAUCAUGUGUCAGAAAACAUAUCUUGAAUUGAUAAAAGGUUUCUUCUUGAUUAUUUUUAACACAUUUUUCUACACUGGAUGGUAUAUAUAUUUCUCAGUUAGAGCAGUAACAAAAUUCAUUAUGUUGCUAAUGGGAGGUCAACCUUUAUAUCCUGUUCCUGAAGAAGAAGAAACAAUGAAAGUAGACUUAUUUUUCAAACCAGGUGUAAUGGUUCCUAUGGGUACACCUCUUGCAAUAGAGACUAUGCCAAUGGGUGAAUUAGCACUAUUAGGAGAACCAUCAGAAACAGUUGCUCCAAUGCAAGCAUUUGGUGUUGAUAUUACUAAAGAAGAAGAAGAUGGUGAAAUUAGGUAUCACAUGGCACCCACUCAAACACAACCUGAAAUUACACCUCAGUCAAGUUUGGAACUUUCAGAACAAGAACAGACAAGUGAAGAAGAAAGCAAAGCAUCACCCACAUCAGAAGCUAGUCCUGACAAAGCGAUAACAGAUGGUGCUACACCUGAAGUAAACCAUAUUGGUAAAGAAAUAGUCCCAGUAUCUGAUGUUCCACAACCCCCUGAAGCACCUCAGAAAGUUCCAGUUAUGAUGCCAAUGGCAGCAGAACCACAAGCAUCUGCUGAACCACCUCCACCAGUUGCAGCAAUUGAUUUAAGUGAAUAUACUCAAAAAUUUGUGAGCUUCCUUGCCAGAAAUUUUUAUACUAUGAAAUAUAUGGCACUUGUAAUGGCAUUUUGUAUCAAUUUCAUUCUCUUAUUUUACAAGGUAACUAGUCCAGAAGUUGAUGAUGAUGAUGAAGAAAAUGGUGAAGAAGAAGAAAAUGGUGAUAUAAUGGGAAAUUUUACUGAAGAAAUUGAUGAUGGGGGAAUUUUAGGGGAUGAUGAUGACGAAGAUAUAGAAGAAUGGGUAGUAAUAGAAGAGAAAGUAUUUUAUCUAGAGCCAGUUAUAAGAAUGUUAGCACUAUUGCAUUCCUUGGUUUCAUUUUGUAUGUUAAUUGCAUAUUAUAAUUUAAAAGUUCCUUUAGCAAUAUUUAAACGAGAAAAAGAAAUUGCAAGAGCUGUUGAAUUUGAUGGACUGUAUAUUUCAGAACAACCUUCAGAAGAUGAUAUACAUGGUCAUUGGGAUAAAUUAGUAAUAAGUACAAGGUCAUUUCCUGUAAAUUAUUGGGACAAGUUUGUCAAAAAAAGAGUAAGAGAAAAGUACAGUGAAACAUAUGAUUAUGAAGCAAUUAGUAAUUUAUUGGGAAUGGAUAAAAGUGGGUCAUUCAGACAAGAAGAAGAAAUUACUGGAUUCUGGAGCUUAAUUACUAGCAUGGACUGGAAAUAUCAAAUAUGGAAAGCUGGAGUCACAUUUACAGAUAAUUCUUUCCUGUACAAUCUUUGGUAUUUUACAUUCUCUGUGAUGGGAAAUUUCAAUCAUUUUUUCUUUGCUGCACAUUUAUUAGAUGUAGCAGUAGGAUUCAAAACUUUACGGACGAUUUUGCAGUCUGUAACGCAUAAUGGAAAACAGUUGGUUUUAACAGUUAUGCUGUUAACAAUUAUUGUUUACAUAUACACAGUAAUUGCAUUUAAUUUUUUCCGAAAAUUUUAUGUCCAAGAAGAAGAAGAACAAGUGGAUCAAAAAUGUCAUAAUAUGUUAACGUGUUUUGUCUUCCAUUUAUAUAAAGGUGUAAGAGCAGGUGGUGGUAUAGGUGAUGAAAUUGAGCCACCUGAUGGAGAUGACUAUGAAUUAUACAGAAUUAUUUUUGACAUCACAUUUUUCUUCUUUAUCAUUGUCAUCUUGUUAGCCAUCAUUCAAGGUUUAAUUAUUGAUGCAUUUGGCGAAUUGAGAGAUCAGUUACAGAGUGUAGUGGAAGAUAUGGAGUCAAAUUGUUUCAUUUGUGGGAUUGGAAAAGAUUAUUUUGAUAAAGUUCCACAUGGAUUUGACACUCAUGUCCAAAAGGAACAUAAUUUGGCAAAUUAUAUGUUCUUUCUUAUGCAUCUUAUAAAUAAGCCUGAUACAGAGUAUACUGGACAGGAAACCUAUGUUUGGGAAUACUAUCAGAAAAGAUGCUGGGAUUUCUUUCCAGUUGGAGAUUGUUUCCGUAAACAAUAUGAAGGUGAAUUAGAGGGAACUGGAUAGAAUUUUUAAAAUUUUCAAUAUGUAUGACAAAAUUUAUGCAAUGUGAUUUGUUAUUUAUAUUUUGACUACUGUCAUCAAUACAUGCUCCAAAUAAUUUAGGAGCAAACGAACUCUUAAAAUCAUUACAUCAUUGACAACAUUACAUUAAAUUUCAAAUCAUUGGCCCAAUUAUAAAAUACAUCAUGAUACAUUUUAUUUGCUCUGCGUGUAUGUUUUUACUAUUUUUAUUAAAAAAUUUUAAUUGAAUAUUAUAAAAAAAAAUAUAAAAACAAAAAUCAGUUCCACAAAGUAGGAACUACAAAAUAUCUCUUAUGCAAUGCUGUCUUUUAAGCCUUCUACAAACAACAUAUAAAAUCAUGUAAAUUCCAUGAUUUGGUGCUAUGUUGUAUAUUAUAAUUGAUCCAGAAGACACAAAGGACUGUUAAUGUUUGUUAUACUUGUAGACCUCAUUUUCUUGUAAGUGAUAUAUUUCAAAUAUAACUGUACAGAUCUAUUCAAUAAAAUUAAAGAUUCUAAUUAUUAA